This is a messenger RNA of Cyprinus carpio (common carp), 1931 nucleotides long. RefSeq names its product polymeric immunoglobulin receptor-like. The record is from RefSeq and is a predicted model, not a curated record. The transcript has 6 exons. The coding region runs from base 61 to 1812 and encodes 583 amino acids. Lineage: Eukaryota; Metazoa; Chordata; Actinopteri; Cypriniformes; Cyprinidae.
ACGAUAGAUUCGUGUUGUGGGUUAUCAAAGACAGUAAUUGUGAAUCGUGGAGAUAAUGUCAUGAUCAGCUGCAACUAUUCAGAGAAACAUAAAAAUUAUCCCAAAAUCAUGUUUAAAAAAGAAAAAGCCUCCAUGGAGUUGAUUCACACCACUGAGACAUGGGGAAAUAAAAAAUAUUUUUCAGAUGACAGGAAAGAAAACCUCUUCAGUGUGAGAAUCACUGCUGUGACACCAGAUGAUGGAGGAAUGUAUUUGUGUGGAGUUUGGAUCGACAGACACUCGUACAGUUACUGUAUAAUUAAUACUGUUUAUCUACAUAUUAUUAAUAAAUUGAAUGUGUAUAAAGUGAGCAGUUACUCAGGAGGUGGUCUGAUGAUCAAGUGUGAACAUCCUCAAUACAAAACCAAACCAAAAUACAUCUGUAAAGAAUCAGACGGAUGUUCAGAGAGGAAGAAUCCAGGAGUUCAGGAUGAAUGGAUGGAGAAUGGAGAUGUUUCUUUAUAUGACGACACCAGAGCAGGAGUCUUGAUGGUGUUUUUUAGAGAGCUGAAAGCUGCAGAUGCAGGAACAUACAGGUGUGGAGUGAAAGAAUCUGACUAUACUGAGAGCUUCACUGAACUACAGCUGAGCGUCAAACACGAUGCAAAAUAUCCAAACAGCAUGACUGAAUCUGUGUAUCUUGGUGAAGAAGUCAACAUCUCCUGUCAGAUCCCAGAGGAACAUAAAGUUCAUUUCUGUAAAGAGGAUAAUAAUCACAUCUGCCAGAACAUCAGCUCAUCUAAAGUGACAGAAAUGAGUGGUUCAUCAGAGAGAAAUGAAGAGAGAGUUGUUACAGUGAGCAUCAGUAAUGUGAGUGUGAGAGAUGCUGGAGUUUACUGGUGUGGAGCAGAAACCAGAGACACAUAUCUGUCUUUCAUCUCCCUGACCACUAAAAUUCAGCUCAACCUCAUCAUGCCUCCAGUAGUGAGACGUGAAGGAGAGUCUGCUGAGAUCUUCUGUCCUUAUGAUUCAAUCUAUAAAUCAAAGCCAAAGUCUCUCUGUAAGGGGAAGUGCUCCACUAGAGACAGAAAUCCUCUCAGUGAGACUGUGAGAGAAGAGAAAGAGACCAAGACUGACAGAUUGACUCUGAAAGAUGACGUCACUGCAAGUGUCUUCACUGGGAGCAUCACUGCUCUGACAGCAGAGGAUGCUGGGAAAUACUGGUGUGCAGUGACAUUAGAAACAGAGCUCAAUUAUCUUCACACUCAUCUGAUGGUCAUCAUGAACGAGGAGCUGAACUUGACUAAGUAUGAAAGAGACGACGUGUCAAUCCAGUGCAAACAUCAGGAUGAAGAUCAGAAAAGCUUCUGCAAAGCACAUGAAGCCUCCAUGUGUGUGAAGGAUGGAGUUUCAUUGGAGACGAUCAGAGAUGAUCGAUUCUCUUUCAGUGAUGAAGCAUCUGCUGGAGUCUUUACUGUGAACAUCACUGAUCUGAGAGAAGAGGAUUCUGGGAUAUACUGGUGUGGAGAUCACGUCAUCACUGAAGUGCAUUUAAACAUCAAAAGGGAUUUCUCCAUGAUCAUCAUUAUUAGUGUGUGUGUGAUUCUGCUGCUGAUCGCUGGAUUCACUCUGACUGUGUGCAAAUUAAGACACGAGAGACAAGGUGACGCUCACUCACAGUCACCCACAAUCCCCUCUGAUGGACUCCUGUACGCUGCUGUCAGUUUCCAGAAGCAUCCAGAAGAGUCUCUCAGUGAAGCUACAGUCAGAUUCAGUAAGAAUGAGAUUCACUCUGAUUACACCACGAUCAGUCAUCGCGUGAGACUCAACUAACUAUAACAGAUCACAGAUCAUCUCAUUACCAAGGAUAUUUUAAAAACAGACACUGUUUUUUUUUCUUUUCUUUUAAAUUUGUUACAUUCACAAUUCAUUUAUAAAAAAUUGACUCAUGA